AUGUCUUGUUGUGUUUCCAUUAAAUGGGUGGCCCCGAAUUUGCCAAGCGAUUUCCGAUGUAUCAUGACCGAGUGCGAAGAUGCGACACAAUCCGAUGACCAACAUAGUGACACGGAGAAAACGGGGCGUUGGGAGGCACUUUUUACACAACAUCGAUCACACGGGGCUUGCAGCUACCGAGGAGGAUUUGGUUAUAGAGGAACAAAAAAACGUUUUAAUUGGAGAAGGAGAGAUGACAUUUUCCACCCCAUCCACCACAACAACAAUAACAACAAUAGCAAAAGCAACGCACUUCCACUCACCGGGACAGUCUCCGCACAGCGCGAAGUCUUCACUGAACUUGAUCGGCUCAAGAGAAAAUCUCGGAAAUUGGAAGAAGAAGUUCAAACUUGGAAGCAGGCUGUUGAAGCUCGAGAUCAUACAAUAAGAGACCAAAAAAUGGAGCUUUAUCAAUAUCAUCAAGAAUUAAAUUCAUCUAGAGCACGUAUGGAGCGAUUGAGGAUGCAUGAAGAAGAGCUUAACCGGCGGCAUCACGAGUCUUCCACUUUAAGAGCCAUAGCUGUUCCACGUGAAGAAGAAAUGCGUCUUGAAAAUGCUCGCCUGCGUGAAGAUAAUGAAAUUUUACACAAUUCCAUCAGAUACCGUCAGGGACAGACAAAUGAGGUGUUGCGAAACGUGCAGGCUGAGCUUUCUAAAUUAAAGAAAUUCACGUACAUCCCAGCGGAUGAUACGUGGUUCAAAGGGAUUUGGGAAGACGAAAAAACACGUGGGCCAAAAUGGGUGCCAAUGCAGCCAGUGGAGCAACCGACCCAUGGUGAUCCAGUUAUGGAUGAAAUAUUGGUGAAUCAUUUCUACGAGGUUCCUAGAAGUAUACACGAUUCAAAGGCGAAAGAGCUCGAAAGCAAUCCACUGUAUAAGAGGCAGGCAAAAUCUGAAUCAGAUCUCAGUUUUGAACCGCUGGUUGCUUCGAUUGAGGACCUUCUAGAAGAAACGAGAACAAGUGCGAGCGAGCAAUCAAUUUAUGCAACGUGUGACGUUGACUCUCGGAGAUCUACGCCAUCUCUAUCGAUUAGCAGCGUUAUAUCGACUUCGAAACCAUCAAAAAGCCGAGGCCCAAGCCCUAUGGUGGCGAAAAGUAGAGCGCUGGAUCAUGAGGAUCGGCCAUUCACUCCGCGGUUGCCGCCUCUGCCUCCACAUCCACCUUUCAAUUUGCAUGGUUUUCCGCCGUUGCCACCAUCUGCAACGCCUGAUGGAGAAAAGCUGCCUGUUCAUCAGCAUUCUGUUAUUCAACCUCAUUCACACGGACCGUGUCUUAUUACGUAUCCAUGCCAGGUGUGCCCUGCAACAAUAACACCGCAAACGUCUUUUCCGCCGCCGAUGGAACUAUUGCACAACCAUUUAGGGACACCGUUUCAUUCUGGAGUGAUGCCACCGAAUGGUCAACGCGGAAAAUUGCAACCGCAUCGGAUGUGCGGUGGGAUGGGUCCUCCACUGAGCGCACGAAACGGUACACUUCCUUCAUUGCAAAUGAUGCGUUACCAAGGAUCGUCACAACCAUUUUUGUUUCCGAAAGGCGCUCCGCCUCCAUUUUUGCCGCCGAUGUUUGGUGGGCCAGGUUCACAUCCUUUAAGAAAUCGGUGCGGAGGGCCUCCAAGGCACUCUGCCAGUCAGCCGUUAGACCUGAAUCACUUGAAAUCUCCUCCACCAUCAGCAUCUUCAUCAUCAACGAAUGUU
Molecule: messenger RNA, 1734 nt
Organism: Mesorhabditis belari
Lineage: Eukaryota; Metazoa; Nematoda; Chromadorea; Rhabditida; Rhabditidae
Source: the annotation of a GenBank genome assembly